AUGUCAUCAAUUACUAGAUUCACCAAUUGUCAUUUAAUUGAUAAUGGGAAAUUAUAUCAAAAUACUGAUUUAUAUGUUGAUAAUAAUACCCAAAAAAUUAUUGCAAAACCAAGUAAUCUUAAUCAAUAUGAGAUCACCGUAAUAGAUUUAAAAGGUGAAAUAUUAGCACCUGGUUUCAUAGAUAUUCAAAAUAAUGGAAUUUAUGGAUUAAAUUUUUCAAAUUUAAAUUCAAAUUCAACAGAAGAAGAUAUAAAAGAAUUUAAAAGAUUUUAUAAAGAUGCAAUGAAAAAAUAUUUAUCAACUGGUGUUACUUCAUUAUGUCCUACUGUAACUUCAAAUUUUCCAGAUGUUUAUACUAAAGUAUUACCAAUAUACAAGAAAUCAAGAUUAAAUAAUCAAUGUGAUUCAUUAGGUGCACAUUUAGAAGGUCCUUUUAUAAAUAAAGAAAAAAAAGGUUGUCAUCCAAUUGAAACUUUUGUUGAUGCAAAUCCAAAAGAUAAAUCACCAGAAUCAAAAUUAUUAGAAAUUUAUGGUGGUGAAAAAAAUUUAAUUGAUAAUGUUUGUAUUAUUACUGCUGCUCCUGAAAUUCCUGGUAUUUUGGAUUUAAUACCAAUUAUUACAAAAAAAUUAAAUUUAAUUUAUUCAAUUGGUCAUACAAUGACUGAUUAUAAUAUUGGAUUACAAGCAAUAGAUAAUGGUUGUACAAUGAUUACUCAUUUAUAUAAUGCAAUGCCUCAACCUCAUCAUAGAGAUGCUGGAGUUGUUGGAUUAAUAAAUACUCCAGAAGUUUCUUCAGAAAGAAAUUUACCAUAUUUUGGUUUAAUUUGUGAUGGAGUUCAUGUAAAUCCUUCAAUGGUUAAUUUAGCUUAUAAAUCAAAUCCAAAUAAAUGUGUAUUAGUAACUGAUGCAAUGCAUUUAAUUGGUUUAUCAAAUGGUUCUUAUAAAUGGGAUAAUCAAAUAAUUAUAAAAGAAGAUGAUAGAUUAUAUUUAAAAGGUACUCAAACAUUAGCAGGUGCAUUAACUACUUUACCUCAAUGUAUAAGAAAUUUAAUGAAAUGGUCAAAUAUUUCAUUACAAGAAGCUAUAAAAACUUGUACAAAUAAUGCUGCUGAUUCAAUUGGUUUAUCUCUGGAAAAGGGGUUUUUAAAUAUUGGUUGUGAUGCUGAUUUUGUUAUAUUGAAUCAUAAAGGUUUUGUUACUAAAAUUUUUAAAUUAGGUAAAGAAUUUAAAUCAAGUGAUAUUAAUUAUGAUAUUGAUUAUCCUAUUUAUGUUGAAAAUGGUAAUAAAAAUAAUAAUGAUAAAGGAGUUAGUAGUGAUAGAAUUUCUGCUGUUUUAUAG
Lodderomyces pseudojiufengensis is the source of this 1338-nucleotide messenger RNA. It is a transcript of the gene DAC1, whose product is annotated as Dac1p. Bases 1 to 1338 code for a protein of 445 amino acids. Gene Ontology annotation, molecular function: N-acetylglucosamine-6-phosphate deacetylase activity. Gene Ontology annotation, biological process: N-acetylglucosamine catabolic process. NCBI's taxonomy places the organism in Eukaryota, Fungi, Ascomycota, Pichiomycetes, Serinales, Debaryomycetaceae. The record is from RefSeq and is a predicted model, not a curated record. The transcript has a single exon.